This is a messenger RNA of Bombyx mori (domestic silkworm), 6594 nucleotides long. RefSeq names its product chromodomain-helicase-DNA-binding protein Mi-2 homolog (gene Mi-2). Gene Ontology annotation, cellular component: nucleus; chromatin. Gene Ontology annotation, biological process: chromatin remodeling; negative regulation of transcription by RNA polymerase II. NCBI's taxonomy places the organism in Eukaryota, Metazoa, Arthropoda, Insecta, Lepidoptera, Bombycidae. The transcript has 21 exons. Gene Ontology annotation, molecular function: ATP binding; DNA binding; ATP-dependent chromatin remodeler activity. The coding region runs from base 379 to 6288 and encodes 1969 amino acids. The record is from RefSeq and is a predicted model, not a curated record.
UGUGCAACACAAGCUUGAGAGACUUCGAUUGCGAAAGAAAAUAUGCUUUUUAAAUUUUAUUUGAACAUUACAUUUUCCGGUGGCUGUAAAUAAAUCAAAAGAGCAAAUUACAUAAUUUAGGGAGAGAAAUUACAAUUUGUGCCCUAAUUUAAAAUUUUUAGUCUCCGUUGCAAAUGUAUGGUAACAUUGCAGUUUUUUAUUUUUCUUCUUUCAAACUUCAAGUGUAAAAGAGAUAGUGAGUGUUGCUGGCUCGUCGAGAAGUGACGGCGGCAUCAAUUUCUGAAUUAAUUACCAUUUGUCGCAAAAACUGCGCGUCCUUUAUCUUUUCUAGCCAAAAAUCUAUCAUCUUAUUCCAAGUUGUGUUUGAUAGUAAUCUAAAUGGCAUCAGAUGAGGAAGUGGACGGCUCUUUUGCAGGUGAUGAGGAAGUAGAGGAAGGUGAGGGUCAAAAUGACAAUUCCGGAGAUAGUGACGAGGCUCCACCAAAGGAAGAUGAAGAUUAUUCCCCUGAAGAUGGUAGAAAAAAGAAAAAGGGAAAGAAAAGGAAAGCCAGAGGAGAAGAAAAAAAGGGAAGAAAGAAAAAGAAGAAGCGAAAGAAUGAAAGUGAAGAUGAUGAUGAUUUUGGCCUCGAGAUGGAAGCAGAAGGUGACAGUGAUUAUGCACUGAGCGCUGUCUCUUCAAGCAAGAAAUCCCGUAAAGGUCGAAGUAGCAAACACAACACACCAUCCACAACUACAGCAUCAGACUCUGGCUCUGGUAUGCCAACAGUCGAGGAGGUGUGCUCCUCGUUCGGCCUUACCGAUGUUGACAUACAAUAUGCGGAUGCGGACUACGAAAACUUGACUACAUACAAACUGUUUCAACAACAUGUUCGUCCAAUGCUCGUUAAAGAGAAUCCAAAGGUGCCAGUAUCAAAGUUAAUGAUGCUAGUAGCUGCAAAAUGGCGGAUGUUCUGUGAAACGAAUCCACACUUAAGCACUAGUGUACCACAAAGUAUGGGCUCUGAAGAGAAUACAAAUACUUCUGCUACUUCUGACUAUGUCUCUAAGAGACCCGGACGCACACCCAAAGAAGCAAAGACUGAUGAGACAAUAGAGGAGCCCGAAGAAGAAGAGGAGGAAGAAGCAAGUGACGAAGGCGCUACUGUGCCGCGGAAACGUGGACGCAAGCCCAAGAAUGCGACCGGCGCCGUCACGCCACGAGGCAAGCCCGGCAGGAAGCCUAAAGUACCUACACUGAAGAUCAAGUUCAGCAAGAGAAAACGAACCAGCAGCGAGGAGGAACAAGAAGGCAGCGCUGUAAAUUCAGAUUCAGACGCCGAGUUCGAGCAGAUGUUAGCUGAAGCCGAGGAAACAAAGCCUCCUGUUGCAGCUGCAGCUGACGAAGCCGCGCCACCUAAAGAAGAAGAUCCUACAGCGGCGCUACCUAAAAAGAAGGCAAAGACAAAGAUCGGAAACAAAUCUAAAAAGAAAAGGAAGUUGAAGACGACCAGCAAGUUUCCUGAUGGUGCUGAGGGAGAGCACGAACAUCAGGACUAUUGUGAGGUGUGUCAGCAAGGCGGCGAGAUAAUUCUGUGUGACACAUGUCCACGGGCCUACCACCUCGUGUGCCUCGACCCCGAGCUCGAGGAGACGCCGGAGGGCCGCUGGUCGUGUCCGCACUGCGAGGCCGAGCCCGCACCCGACAAUGACGACGACGAUGAACAUCAGGAGUUUUGCAGAAUUUGUAAGGACGGCGGCGAGUUGUUAUGCUGCGAUUCUUGUCCUUCAGCGUAUCAUCGGUUCUGCUUGAAUCCGCCGCUUGAAGAAAUUCCCGAUGGCGAGUGGAAAUGUCCCAGAUGCAGUUGUCCACCAUUGGAUGGAAAAGUGGCCAAAAUUUUAACUUGGCGUUGGAAGGAACAGUCAAGCAAGUCCAAGGCUCCGCGUUCAAGAGAAUUUUUUGUGAAGUGGCAUGAACGAUCUUAUUGGCACUGCAGCUGGAUAUCUGAACUACAGCUCGACGUGUUCCAUCCACUAAUGUAUCGUUACUACAUGCGUAAGUCGGAUCCCGAAGAACCGCCUAAACUUGAAGAGCCCCUCGAUGAACGAGAUAGUAGGUACAAACGACUCAAAGAUAAACAACAGGAUACGGAAUCUAACAACGAAAAAUUACUCGAAGAGAAGUAUUAUAGAUAUGGCGUCAAACCUGAGUGGCUUGUAGUACACCGUGUGAUCAACCAUCGCACUUCAAGAGACGGCACUACAUACUUUUUAGUCAAAUGGAGAGAUCUCUCAUACGAUCAGGCCACGUGGGAAUCUGAGCAUGAAGACAUUGCCGGACUCAAGCAAGCCAUGGACUAUUAUCAAGACAUGCGAGCGUUCAUAACGUCAGAGGGUAAGACUAAAGGCUUCAAAGGUAAGAAACCAGGUCGCAAAAGUAAGAACAAAGACCUCACGGACGAAGACGACAGCAGCGCCGGCCUACAAAUGCGCCCCAAGAAAUACAAUCCGCCGCCUGAUCGUCCUACCAGUAAUCUCAAUAAGAAAUACGAAGACCAACCACAGUUUGUGUACGAAACCGGCAUGCAGCUGCAUCCUUACCAGCUAGAGGGUCUCAACUGGCUUCGGUAUUCCUGGGGACAAGGCAUCGACACCAUACUGGCUGACGAGAUGGGUCUCGGUAAAACCAUCCAAACCGUUACAUUCCUAUACUCUCUAUUCAAGGAAGGCCAUUCUAAAGGACCUUUCUUGGUGUCCGUGCCGCUAUCCACAAUCAUUAAUUGGGAGAGGGAAUUCGAGCUAUGGGCACCGGACUUGUACUGUAUAACAUAUGUAGGUGACAAAGAUUCGAGGGCUGUGAUCCGAGAGAAUGAACUAACAUUUGAUGACGGUGCUAACAGAGGUGGCAGACCUUCUAAAAUCAAGUCGCAAGUGAAAUUUAAUGUUUUACUCACUUCCUAUGAAUUGAUCUCAAUUGACUCUACGUGCUUAGGAUCUAUAGAUUGGGCAGUUCUCGUUGUAGACGAAGCCCACAGACUGAAGAGUAAUCAGUCGAAAUUUUUCAGGCUUUUGGCCGGUUAUCACAUCAAUUAUAAAUUGCUUCUUACGGGUACACCACUACAGAAUAACUUGGAAGAGUUGUUCCAUCUUCUCAAUUUCUUAAAUAAAGACAAGUUCAAUGAUCUCGCAGCAUUCCAGAAUGAGUUCGCUGACGUUUCGAAAGAAGAACAGGUGAAGAGGCUCCACGAAAUGCUAGGGCCUCACAUGUUGCGACGUUUGAAAGCUGACGUACUGAAAAACAUGCCUACUAAGUCAGAGUUCAUUGUCCGUGUAGAAUUAUCGCCCAUGCAAAAGAAAUAUUAUAAAUACAUUCUAACUAGGAAUUAUGAAGCUUUGAACCCCAAGAGUGGAGGUCAAACUGUUUCACUACUUAACGUCAUGAUGGACCUGAAGAAAUGUUGUAAUCAUCCUUAUCUAUUCCCAGUCGCAGCGGAGGAAGCUCCGUUAGGUCCGCACGGAAAUUAUGACACGCAAGCUUUGAUCAAAGCUUCUGGAAAACUCGUGCUCCUAUCUAAAAUGUUGAAACAAUUGAAAGAGCAGGGUCAUAGGGUACUGAUUUUCUCACAGAUGACGAAAAUGUUGGAUAUACUUGAAGACUUCUUGGAGGGUGAGGGAUACAAGUAUGAAAGAAUUGACGGUGGUAUCACGGGAACGAUCCGUCAAGAAGCCAUAGAUAGGUUUAAUGCCCCGGGAGCCCAACAGUUUGUGUUCCUCUUGUCGACAAGAGCGGGAGGUCUGGGCAUCAAUUUGGCGACCGCCGACACUGUUAUCAUUUAUGAUUCCGAUUGGAAUCCUCACAAUGACAUUCAAGCUUUCUCUCGAGCGCAUCGUAUUGGCCAAGCCAACAAAGUUAUGAUUUAUCGUUUUGUAACACGUAACAGCGUCGAAGAAAGAGUCACCCAAGUCGCUAAACGAAAAAUGAUGUUAACGCAUUUGGUGGUGCGACCGGGCAUGGGCGGAAAGGGAGCUAACUUCACUAAGCAAGAGUUGGAUGAUAUUCUUCGAUUCGGUACUGAAGAGCUGUUCAAAGAAGAGGAAGGCAAAGAGGAGGCUAUUCAUUAUGACGAUAGAGCUGUGGGUGAAUUACUCGAUCGGUCUAAGGAAGGAAUAGAACAGAAAGAAUCUUGGGCUAAUGAAUAUCUUAGCUCUUUCAAAGUUGCUAGUUAUUCCACUAAGGAAGGCGAUGGUGAAGAGGAAGUCGAUACAGAAAUUAUAAAACAGGAAGCAGAGAAUACUGAUCCUGCGUACUGGAUCAAACUUCUCAGGCAUCACUACGAACAACAUCAAGAAGAUCAAGCGCGGACGCUUGGGAAAGGCAAACGUGUACGUAAACAAGUUAACUACAACGAUGGAAGUGUUGCGCAGACAGAAAACAGAGAGGAUUCUACUUGGCAAGAGAAUGGCUCGGACUAUAAUUCCGAUUUCUCUCAAGGUAGCGAGGAUGACAAAGAAGACGACGAUUUUGAUGAAAAGAAUGAUAAUGGAGAUCUGCUCAGUCGCCGGAGUAAGCGUCGCCUCGAAAAGCGAGAGGAACGCGACCGACCGCUGCCUCCAUUACUGGCCAGAGUCGGCGGCAACAUGGAAGUUCUCGGCUUCAACGCCAGGCAGAGGAAGUCAUUCCUCAAUGCUAUCAUGCGGUACGGGAUGCCACCGCAGGACGCUUUCAACUCGCAGUGGUUAGUGAGAGAUCUGCGCGGGAAGUCUGAGCGCAACUUCAAGGCCUACGUGUCGUUGUUCAUGCGCCAUCUCUGCGAACCGGGCGCCGACAACGCGGAAACAUUCGCGGACGGCGUUCCGAGGGAAGGAUUAUCCCGUCAGCACGUUUUGACACGAAUCGGGGUAAUGAGUUUGAUCAGGAAAAAGGUUCAGGAAUUCGAACACAUCAACGGGUACUACAGCAUGCCGGAACUGGUGAGAAAACCAGUUGAGCCGGUGAAAGUGUCUGGGGCGAGUGAGAGUGCCGCCCCCAGUCCCGCGCCCUCCACCGCCACACCCAUCACCUCCGCAGCACCCUCGCCCGCACCCACCUUGCUGCCUCACGGACAGGCAGCCACGCCCGCCACGCCCUCUGGCUCUGACAAGGACGAUAAAGAGGAAACUAAAGAUGACAAAUUGGAAGUUAAAGAUAAACUCAAAGCAGAACCGAUGGAUACGGCCGAUGUCAAGGAGGAUAGUGCGGAAGAAAAAGAAUCACAAAAAGAAGACGAGAAAGAGGCCGAAAGACGUAUGUCCGUUGACGAGGAACCUCCAAAAGAUGAAGAUAAAACUGAUGAAAAGAAAGAAGGCAAAGAGUCACCUAAAGUUAAAGACGAAUUGAAGGAAGAGACCGACAAGAAAGAGGAUGUAAGAAGUGAAAAGGCGGCAUCUGACGUCUCUGAGAAACCAAAAGAGGAGAAGAAGGAGGACGACGACGAUGACGUUGUUCUGGUUAAAGAAGAGGAAGAUCUCAAAGUAGAACGUCGCAAGUUCAUGUUCAAUAUCGCCGACGGAGGCUUUACCGAACUCCAUACUCUGUGGUUGAAUGAAGAGCGAGCCGCCGCGCCCGGCAGGGAAUACGAAAUCUGGCACCGAAGACACGACUACUGGCUGCUGGCCGGAAUCGUCACGCACGGAUACGGUCGCUGGCAGGACAUACAGAACGACCUGCGAUUCGCGAUCAUUAACGAGCCAUUCAAGAUGGACGUCGGCAAAGGAAACUUCCUCGAGAUUAAGAAUAAGUUUUUGGCUCGGCGUUUUAAGCUUUUAGAACAAGCGUUAGUGAUCGAGGAGCAGCUCCGUAGAGCGGCAUACUUGAACCUCACACAAGAUCCGAACCAUCCCGCAAUGUCCUUGAACGCGCGGUUCGCUGAAGUCGAGUGUCUUGCUGAGUCCCACCAGCAUCUCAGCAAGGAGUCCCUCGCUGGGAACAAACCAGCCAACGCGGUGUUGCACAAGGUGCUGAACCAGCUGGAAGAGCUGCUGUCGGACAUGAAGUCGGACGUGUCGCGGCUGCCGGCCACGCUGGCGCGCAUCCCGCCCGUCGCGCAGCGCCUGCAGAUGUCGGAGCGGUCCAUCCUGUCGCGCCUCGCAGCCACCGCAGGCAACCCCGUGCCCGCUGCCCAAAUGCCGCAGUUCCCGACCGGCUUCCAGCCCGGCGGCACGCUCCCCGGGUUCGCGGCGUCGGCCGCGACGGCGGCUAAUUUCUCCAACUUCCGACCGCAGUACUCCGUGCCCGGACAGCCUACAUCAUCCUCUAACUCGAAUAAAUCAUAAACUCCGUAAUUUAAACAACUAUAUUCGAUUUGACGUAACCCGCAGCGAGCGGAUAUGUCGCCGCGUAGGUGAAUUAGAUGUAAGCUUUUUUGAAGAUUCCUGUUUCCACAUCGGCUCCGAAGUCAUAAUUAUAUUUGUGAUUAGUUCAGAUAGAUUACAUGACGUCAUAGCGAAAAUAACUCAUAAUAUUAUUUAUUUCAUCCUGAUCUGUAUGAAUCUUUUCUAUCGUGUAAGUGAAUUGUGGACUUAUGAAAUCUUUAUUUUUAAUUUACCAAAAAUUGAAAACUGAAUAAAACUUACAGUUAA